Oncorhynchus kisutch (coho salmon) is the source of this 7916-nucleotide messenger RNA. It is a transcript of the gene tpra, whose product is annotated as translocated promoter region a, nuclear basket protein. The record is from RefSeq and is a predicted model, not a curated record. The transcript is spliced from 47 exons. Gene Ontology annotation, molecular function: structural constituent of nuclear pore. Gene Ontology annotation, cellular component: nuclear pore. Bases 103 to 7683 code for a protein of 2526 amino acids. Gene Ontology annotation, biological process: regulation of mitotic spindle assembly; mRNA export from nucleus; protein import into nucleus. NCBI's taxonomy places the organism in Eukaryota, Metazoa, Chordata, Actinopteri, Salmoniformes, Salmonidae.
UGUCGCUUAUUGACAACGUAGGUUAUGCUACUCGAGGUCAUUUUUUUCUUCUGAUUGCUAUCCCAACGAAGUUGAUUUGCGGUGUUUCUGACUGGUUGGGAGAUGGCGGCAGUUCUGCUUCAAGUUUUGGAGCGUACAGAGCUUAAUAAACUCCCUAAAGCUGCUCAAAACAAAUUAGAAAAGUUCCUUACUGACCAGAAGAAUGAAAUCGAAUCCCUCAAAACGCAGCACGAGCGGUUCAAAGCGGACUGUGAGCAGCAAUACUUUGACGUUGAGAAGAGAUUGGCAGAGAGUCAGGAGCAGAUUGUGUCUCACACCCGGAAUUACCAGACUCUCAAAGAGGAGAAUACCAAACUCAUCGAAGAGCUGAACAAUCUGAAAGGUGUGGAUGUGGAAUCGUCAGAGGAGAAGGAAUCACAGCAGCCGAGCAAAGCCAAAUAUGAGAUUGAGGCCGAAAGGCGGGAACUGGCUCGUCUGCUUGAAAAGAGAACUCAAGAUGUGGAAAAUCUCACCGAGGAUGUCAAGCAGCUCAAUGACAAGCUGGCGGAGACCAACACAGCCAAAAUAGAUCUACAGCUCAAACUGGAUGAGAUCCAAUCUUCUGAAGUCUCCAUUCAGCACCGUGAGAAGCGUAUGGAGCAGGAGAAGGAGCUACUGCAGAAUCAGAACACGUGGCUGAACUCUGACCUGAAGACCAAGACAGAGGAGCUGCUAUCAGUCUCCAGGGAAAAGGGCAAGGAGAUCCUGGAGCUCAAGUGCAGCUUUGAGUGCAAGAAGGACGAGGUCACAAGACUUCAAACCCAAGUCACCAAUCUGAAGAAGAGCAGUGAGAACCUGCAGAAGCGAGUGGAGGACCUGAUGACAAAACUGAAAGAGGCUAAAGACCAUCAUAGCACCAUGGAGGAGAAGUACCGCAAUGAACAGAAUGCCCACAUCAAGCUCUCCAACUUGUACAAGGGGUCAGCAUCAGAUGCAGAGUCCAAGAACGAGGAGUUGAACAGGGCCGUGGAGGAGCUGCACAAGCUGGUGAAGGAGGCUGGUGAUGCGAGACAGAACAUGGAGAAGAAGCUGGCAGACAUGGAGGGGUCAAAGAGCAAACAGGAGGCUGAGCUGAAGGAGAAGUUUAAGAAGAUGGAGCUGGAGAACGCCAACCUGCGUGCCUCAGAUAAGAAAAGAAGCAUGCCAGUGCUCACAGAGGAAGAGUUGGACUCCAUGUGUCCGACCGCAGCUGCUGUGGCCAAGAUUGUCAAGCCUGGAAUGAAGUUCAUGGAGCUGUACAACGCAUUCGUGGACAUCCAGGACCAGUUGCUCGUUGAGAAGCAGGAGAACCGGCGUGUGACGCGCGUGCUGGACGAGAUCGUGCAGGAGGUGGAGGAGAAGGCGCCCAUCCUAAAGCGCCAGCGGGAGGAGUAUGAGAGCAUGCAGAGGUCCAUGAACAGCCUCUGUGCCAAACUGGAACAGGCCAGGACGGAGAUCCACAGCCUGCAGAAAGAAACAGAUGAGGCCAAAAAGCACUGCUCCAACCUGGAGAAGGACAACCAGCACUCUGAGAGAGAGCUGGAGGACAUGUCCCAGCAGGUGCGCGUCCUGCUAGUGGAGCUGGAGGAGGCGCGUGGCAACCCGGUGGUCCGCGAGGAGACGAUGAACCUGAGCAGCAGCUCUGAGAUCAUCAACCCACGCCAGGUUUCCUUCCGCAGUGUGGAGGAGCUGCAGCGGCAAAACCAGAGCAUGCUGGCACGUCUCCGGGAGCUGGGGGAGAAGAUGGAGAGAGAGCAGACCGAGGCCAAUUCUGCACGUGUGACCCAGCUGGAACAGCAGCUAGAGAAGGUCCAGAAGGAGCUGGAGAUUAUAAAGGAGCAGAGAAACCAGCAAAAGCAGCUGGCUGACUCCAACGGCCGCCAGAGAGACAUGUACCGCAUCCUGCUGUCCCAGAGCACCGGCUUCAACCUCCCACCACAAGGUCCUACACAGGAGGCAGCCCCCCAGAUGUACACCCCCAGCCGGCCCUCCUUCCCCCCUCCCACCAGGUCCACCCCCAUGAGGGCUUCAGCCACUGAGUCUUCCCAGACCACCCAGGCCAAGGCUGCUCUCAAACAGUUGAACGACUCCUUCACCACAUACAAGAAUGAGAAGGCGGUGAACGACAGGAUGCUGAACGAGCAGAACGAGAAGCUACAGGAGCAGCUGUCUGCGGUCCGCUCCCAGAAGGCCAAGCUCUCCACACAGCUGGAGUUCGCCUCCAAGAGAUACGAGAUGCUGCAGGAGAAUGUAAACGGCUACAGGCGGGAGAUCGCUGCUCUGCACGAUAAGAGCCAGAAGAUGGCCGCCACGGCUCAGAAACAUGAGCAGAUCAUCCACACCAUGACCCAGGAUCUCCGGGCAGCCAAUGAGAAGCUGGCCUUGGCAGAGGUGCGUGGUGAGAACAUGAAGAAAGAGAGAGACAUGCUGAAGUCAGCAGAGUCCAGACUGAACCAGGAGAAGGAAGCCAUGAUGGCUGAGCAGCGCAACCAGAACCUCCUGCUCACCAACCUCAAGUCCAUCCAGCUGACAAUGGAGCGUACAGAGACCGAGACCAGGCAGCGUCUGAACAGCCAGAUAGAGAGACUGGAGAGAGAGCUCACCCAGUUUAAGAAGAAACUGGCUGAGGAGGUGGAGCAGAGGCACAUGCUGGGCCGUAACCAAGACGCUCAACUGCUGGAGGCCAAGAAGCAGCUAGAGGCCCAGUGUGCCCUGCACCAGAAGACCAAGGAGCUGUUGAAGAAUGCUGAGCAGCAGGCUAACCUUCUGAAACAACAGCUCAGCCAUGCUGAAAGCCAGAACCAGGGUUCAGGUCUGGGCCAGGGUCAGAGCCUGGGCCAGACUAACCCCCGGGCACCCAUCAGAGCACCGUUAAGAGCUCCAUCUCAGACCCAGUCCCAGGAGGCCCAGGCCAAGCUCCAGUCAGAACUAGAGGAGGUGCGCGGGCGUCUGCAGCAGGCCGAGAAGCAGAUCAGCGAUCUGCAGGAGCGCCUGCAGAACGCGAGCACUAACGUGGAGCAGUACCGCACCGUGGUGCUCAGCCUGGAGGAGUCCCUCAGCAAAGAGAAACAGGCUCGUUCUCCUGUGGAGACUCGUCUAAAGGAGGCCCAGGAGUUCCAGCGUGGGCUGGAGAAGAAGCUGGUGGAGGCUGAGAAGGAGAAACAGGAGCUCCGUGAGGAGAAGAGGAAGGCCAUGGAUAUUGUGGAGAAACAGGUGAAUGAGCUGAAGAGGACCAUGAAAAACUUGCAGUCAGAGCUGCAGGAGGCGGAGGAGAGGAAGGCUGCAGCCAUCACCCAGGAACAGAAGGCCAUGCAGGACAGCCUGCAGCAGGGCAAGCUGGCAGCGGAGGCCCAGAACAAGUAUGAGCGGGAGCUGAUGCUGCAUGCGGCUGAUGUGGAGGCGCUACAGGCGGUCAAGAAACAAGGCCUGCAGGGGAACCAGAGCAGGAAGCAGCUGGAGGACAAGGCCAAACAGACCACCACCCAGCUACAGGAGGCUCGCACCAACUGGAACCAGCUGGAGAAGAAACUCAAGGAGGACCUGUCCAAGCAGCAGAAGCGGGCAGACGAGCUGCAGAAGCAGAAUGGCCUGCUGCACCAGCAGAUGGAGAGCCUGGGAGCCAAAAUGGCCGCCACAGUACAGCAGCAGCAACAGGCUAGUAGGGAGAGCAGCCUCAACCUGUCCUUCAGCGAAGAGGGCAAGUCCCAGGAACAGAUCCUGGAGAUCCUCAGGUUUGUGCGUCGUGAGAAGGAGAUUGCAGAGACACAGUUUGAGGUGGCCGAGGUUGAGACACUGCGCUACAAACAACAGGUUGAACACCAGGACCGAGAGCUGAAGGAACUACAAGAGAGCCUCAACGCUGAGAGAGAGAAACUACAGCUGACAGCGAAGACCAUGGCCCAGCACGAUGAGAGAAUGAAGAGGAUGGAGAACCUAAACGUGCUGGUGGAGACCAACAAGAUGCUGAAGGAGGAGAGGGAGCGACUGGAACAGGAGCUGCACCAGACCCAGGCUAAAGUGCGUAAGCUGGAGGCAGACAUCACUCCCCUGCAGGACUCUAACUCUGAGCUGAGUGAGAAGAAUGGCAUGCUGCAGGCUGAGAAGAAACUGUUGGAAGAGGACAGCAAACGCUGGAAGGCCCGCACACAGCAACUGGUGAGCCAGCAGAAGGACACAGACCAGGAGGAGAACAAGAAGCUGCAUUCUGAGAGAGAGGCCCACCUCAAACGCAUCCAGCAGCUCUCUGAGGAGACUGGGAGACUGAAGGCUGAGGUGGCCAGGACCCAUGCGUCGGUUAUCACAGCCCAGAGCCAGGCGCAGAACCUGAAGGAGAAUCUGGGCAAGGUGACCACCGAGAGGGAUGCGAAGCACCUGGACAUCCAGGAGAAGAGCAAGACCAUCACGCAGGUCAAGAAAAUCGGACGACGCUACAAGACGCAGUAUGAGGAGCUCAAAGUGCAGCAUGACAAGCUGGUGGCGGAGGCAGCAGCCAAGCCAGCCCAGGAGGAGGUGCUGCAGGCUGUGCAACAGGCCCAGCAGCAGGCUCAACAGGCCCAGCAGGCCUCUGCCCAAGAGAUCCAGAGCCUGAAGGACUCCCUCAGCCAGGCUGAGACUAAGGUCAAAGACCUGGAGGGACAACUGAAAAACGUACAGGAGACGGUGAAUGAGCGCAACACAGAGAUGGGGCGGCUGAAACAGGAGCUGAUCCGGCUCCAGGAACAGUCUACCCAGGCCCAGGGGACACAGAGUGAAGUGACCCGGCUGAAACAGGAGCUGACCCGGCUCCAGGAACAGUCUGCCCAGGGGACCCAGGGUGAAGUGACCCGGCUGAAACAGGAGCUGACCCGGCUCCAGGAACAGUCUACCCAGGCCCAGGGGACACAAAGUGAAGUGACCCAACUGAAACAGGAGCUGAGCCGGCUCCAGGAACAGUCUACCCAGGCCCAGGGGACCCAAGGUGAAGUGACCCGGCUGAAACAGGAACUGACCCGGCUCCAGGAACAGUCUACCCAGGCCCAGGGGACCCAGGGUGAAGUGACCCGGCUGAAACAGGAGCUCACCCGGCUCCAGGAACAGUUUACCCAGGCCCAGGGGAAUCAGGGUGAAGUGACCCGGCUGAAACAGGAGCUGCAGGAGAAGACUGCUCAGGAGGAGUCGCUACGGCAACAGAUGGCCGACAAGGAGGAGAAGACCAAGAAGGUCUUCAUGGGCGCCAAGCAGAAGAUCAACCAACUCAACAUUGCGAAGGAGCAUCUGGCCAAGGAAGUGGAGGAGCUGAAGCAGCAACGGGAGGAGCAGGAGGUGCGUCUGAGUGCUCUCAAGUCCCAGUAUGAGGGCCGUCUGCACCGACAGGACCGAGAGAUCAGGGAGCUCCGAGACCACCGUGACGAACAACCUCAGAGAGACGAGUCCCAGGACCAGGGGAAAAAUAAGACCCAGGAGCAGCAGCAGAGAGCUCCAGAUCAGAGGCAGAUCAACCAGAGGACUUCCCAAGCUGCAGACAGGGGAAGUGGUUCUUCCGGCUCUUCAGAGCAGCCCCCCACUGCCAACAUCAAACCCACCACGGUGUCGGGCGGUGCCCCCAGUAAACCUUCCCCCAUCCCCGGGAACAAGUCCACCCCCAGGGCCAGUAUCCGACCCAUGGUGCCCAUAACCAUGCCCACCCCCACGGCCACUGUCAUGCCCCAUACACAGUCUGAAAGCCAGGAAGUGCUGCAGUCCUCUGAGAGUGGAACCCCCGUGGAACACGUGUCUGUGUUCGGCAGCACCAGCGGCUCGGUCCGCUCCACCAGCCCUAGCGUCCAGAACAUCACGCACUCUCAGUUUCAGCCAAUCAGCAGCCAGGCCACCGCCUUCGUCCAGCCAACCCAGCAACAGCAGGCCCCGCCCACCGCUGAGCUGGCCAGUCAGGAGACAGAGGCAGGCCCUAGUGGUCAAGUGGAGAGGCCCUCCACUUCUACGGCCGUAUUUGGCUCAGCUAUUGCUACAGGGGGCUCUGCUGGGCCAAAGCGUGCCCGCGAGGUGGAGCUGGAGGCUCGGGCAGAGAGCGCCGACAUAGCCCUGGAGAACCCAGACGAACCACCCAUCCCCAAGAAGCUCCGUAUCAUCCAGAGAGUUGGACUGGAGGAGGAGAAUGAAGAGGGCACUGAUGGAGAGGCUGAGGGGUCAGGGGAGAACCAGGAGACUCCAGAUGGCAGCCAGGAACUACCAGACGUGUCCUUUCCUGUACUGGGAGAGGUGGAGGAAGAGGAUGACGGGGUGUCCCAGUCUGUCCCCUCAGACCACCAGGUGACCCCCCAACCCUCUGACACCCAGGACUCCAGCGAAGAGCGCCAGCCUGACGUCAUCAUCAUCGACACAGACAGCUCCAGUCGAGAAGAAGAGGAGGAAGAGGCAGAGCAGUAUGAGGAAGAGGUGGAGGAAGAGAAGGAUGAUGAUGAUGACGAGGACCAGGGGAUGGGAAGAGAGGAGAGCAAUGAGGGGAGCGGAGACGCCAAUGAGCCAUUUGAAGGAGACGAGACGGGCCCUGAGACCUCGGAGCCUGCCUCGGAGAACGAGGAGAGCAUGGGAGCUAUAGACUCCACCUCCCAGAAACAGGCUGACUCACAAAGCGGUGAGGGGAGCAGCAGUACCACCGAAUCCUUCCCCAUGGCCAUGUCCGACCCCCCCAAAGAACUACUACAGCCUACCGCUAGUACUACCAGCACUUUCUCCUUCUCUACCUCCCCCUUCUCCCCCUCCUCCAGCCUACGCCUGCCCCAGUCUGUCCCCCGCCGACCCCCACACCCCCUGCCCCCACGCCUCUACAUCCAGCCCCCCGGCCCUGAGCUGGGCCUGGGACCUCCACCCACACAGAGGCUGUCUGCGCCAAUCCGCCGGCAGUCUGUAGGCAGAGGACCCCAGCUCACGCCUGGGAUAGGCAACAUGCAACACUUCUUUGAUGACGAUGACAGGAUGGUCCCCAGUACGCCCACGCUGGUGGUGCCCCACCGGACUGAUGGCUUUGCUGAGGCCAUCCAUUCUCCACAGGUAGCAGGAGUUCCCAGGUUCAGGUUUGGUCCUCCUGAAGACAUGCCUCAGGCCAGCUCGUCCCACUCUGACCUCGGACAGCUCGCCUCACAAGGAGGUCUGGGGAUGUACGAGAGUCCACUGUUCCUGGCCGCUCACGACGAGGAGUCUGGAGGGAGGAGUGUUCCCACCACGCCCCUGCAGGUUGCUGCCCCAGUGACGCUCUUCAAUGAAUCCCACCCCUCUGAUGCCCAGGACAUGGCAUCCCAGUCUGUUCCCAUGGUGACGACAUCCACAAGCCACCACGGGCUGGCAGUCCCCGGCGGAGAGGCCAUCCCAGGAGAUGACGGUGACGAGGUGUUCAUGGAGGCAGAUAGUGAAGGUAGGAGUGGUGAAGCGUCCAUGGAUAGCCAGGCUGAGAUGGACUCUGCCCAGCCGUCAGACGAUGCCAGUCUGCCCUCCACAAGCCAGGAGCCCACCUCCAGCUCUGCCGACACCAGCAGUAGUGUGCAGCCCAAGCCCUCCGGCCGCCCCUUGGCCCAGCACACUCUGCCCAUGAGAACAGCCAACAGGGGCAGGGCGCUCAUCCGCAGAGGAGGUAUGGGCUUCCUUCGAGCAGGAAGAGGCCCCUUCGGUAGAGGUAACCUACCCCGCUAAUGAUGCCAUCAUGCACUGCUCCAUCCCCUGCCCUUCAUCCCAACUAUCAAUCAUAGUGUCUUGGUCUACUUAAAAAAUCCAACUAAUUUGUGAUUGACUUUUCUUCCCUAACUUUGUGUCAGUGGAUACCAUGUGCUUUAAAAGCGUACAUUUUUGUUGUUUUGUAUUUGUUUCAAGAAGAGCGAUUGUUCCAUUGCAUUUGUUUUUGCUAAUAAACUUUGAGGAAAAUAAAA